CCCCCUCCCCCGCUACCAAAAUCCCACCACACAAACCCAAAACAGUAGGUCAACUUGUAAUGUCAGUUCUCUCAUGGGCUUACCGCUUCAGUUUGAUAUUUGCCUUACUCAGUUUGGAAAACCAGUGGAUUUUGUUUUCUAGCUAGAAAGAAAAGGUGGGGAGAAAUGAUCAUCUUGUGGCUAGCAUCAGUUGACUGGACUUAAGCUGCUGAGUUUACAUACCUUCUGUCUAGUAUCAUUAAUAAUUCUUGCUUUGUUUUUACAUGUGCAGCAGGGAUUCCAUACAGGGCAAGGAGUCUGCUGUGAGGUCUGGGUGAAAUGGCGAGCCUUCUGCGUGUUGCUGUUAGUGGGUGCUCAACUCCUGUUUUUGGCAAUGUGUUACCACCUAAGGUGCGUUCUGCAAAGAUGCUGUGUUUGCGAAUGUUUAGAAUCUGCCAGAUGUUCAGGUCUCGGGCAGCUCCAAAGCCAGGAAUUCCUUAUAAACAGCUGACUGUAGGUGUCCCCAAGGAGAUAUUUGAGAAUGAGAAGAGAGUGGCUCUAUCACCAGCUGGAGUUCAAGCCUUGGUUAAACAAGGCUUCAAUAUUGUAGUGGAGUCUCGUGCUGGAGAAGCUUCCAAAUUUUCUGAUGACCAUUACAGAGAAGUCGGAGCAAAGAUCCAGGGGACCAAGGAAGUCCUGGCUUCUGAUCUGAUUAUCAAAGUGAGGGCUCCUAUAUAUAACUCGGCUCUAGGUGUCGAGGCAGAUCUUUUUAAGACAGCAGCUACCCUGAUUAGUUUUAUCUACCCAGCACAAAAUCCAGACCUCCUGACAAAACUUGCAGAAAAAAAGACUACUGUCUUGGCUAUGGAUCAGGUUCCACGGGUCACCAUUGCUCAGGGUUAUGAUGCACUUAGUUCCAUGGCCAACGUUGCUGGUUACAAGGCUGUGGUACUGGCAGCAAAUCACUUUGGUCGAUUUUUCACGGGUCAGAUCACAGCUGCUGGUAAAGUUCCUCCAGCAAAGGUCUUGAUCAUUGGAGGAGGAGUUGCUGGCCUGGCUUCUGCAGGAGCAGCUAAAUCAAUGGGUGCAGUUGUUCGUGGAUUUGAUACUAGAGCUGCAGCUCUGGAACAGUUCGAGUCUCUUGGUGCUGAGCCUUUGGAAGUAGACUUAAAGGAAUCUGGAGAGGGACAAAGUGGUUACGCUAAAGAAAUGUCCAAAGAAUUUAUUGAAGCUGAAAUGAAACUCUUUGCCAAACAGUGCCAAGACGUUGAUAUUAUCAUCACUACAGCACGUAUUCCAGGCAAAAGAGCUCCCAUCUUGUUUAAGAAAGAUAUGAUUGAAUCAAUGAAGGAAGGUUCAGUUGUUGUGGAUUUAGCUGCAGAAGCAGGGGGAAACAUUGAGACUACAAAUCCUGGAGAAAUAUAUGUUUUUAAGGGUGUUACACACAUUGGCUACACAGAUCUGCCUAGCAGAAUGGCUACUCAGGCUAGUACUCUGUAUUCCAAUAAUAUUAUCAAACUCCUAAAGGCUAUUAGUCCUGACAAAGAGAACUUCUACUUUGAUCCAAAAGAUGAAUUUGAUUAUGGGACUCUGGAUCAUGUUAUUAGAGGAACUGUAGUAAUGAAGGAUGGCAAGGUGAUUUUCCCAGCACCUCUACCAAAUAACAUUCCUCAAGGACCCCCUGUGAAGCAGAAGACUGUAGCAGAGCUGGAAGCAGAAAAAGCAGCUACUAUUUCACCUUUUAGAAAAACUACGACUAGUGCAUCUGUAUACACAGCAGGUUUAGUGGGCAUGUUAGGACUGGGCAUCAUAGCUCCUACUACUGCUUUCACACAAAUGGUGAUGAUGUUUGGCCUAGCUGGAAUAGUGGGGUACCAUACAGUAUGGGGUGUGACUCCUGCUCUUCGCUCUCCACUCAUGUCAGUGACUAAUGCUAUCUCAGGACUAACUGCAGUUGGUGGACUGGUAUUGAUGGGUGGAAACUAUCUCCCUGAAAACACUCCUCAAAGUCUAGCAGUGCUUUCAGCCUUUAUCUCUUCAGUCAACAUUGCAGGUGGGUUUCUAGUUACACAGAGAAUGCUGGAUAUGUUCAAACAUCCCACAGAUCCUCCUGAGUACAACUACUUGUACUUACUUCCUGGUGGUGUAUUUGUAGGCGGCUAUGUAGCUGCUCUCAAUGGUGGCUAUAAUAUUGAACAGCUCUCAAUAGGUUUGACAAUUGCUAAAUGCAUCCAGAUUACAGAUCUGCCUCAGCUAGUGGCUGCUUUCCAUAGUUUGGCUGCUGUGCUCACCUGUGUAGCAGAAUACAUGAUUGAAUAUCCUCACUUCGCUACUGAUCCAGCUGCAAACCUCACCAAGAUUGUGGCGUACCUUGGCACAUACAUUGGCAGGGUGACUUUCAGUGGCUCUCUUGUUGCUUAUGGAAAACUGCAAGGUGUCCUGAAUUCUGCACCACUGCUCUUGCCUGGUCGACAUGCAUUGAAUGCAGGAUUGCUGGCUGCCAGUGUUGGAGGAAUGGUUCCAUACAUGAUUGAUCCUGGUUACACUAUUGGAAUUACUUGUUUAGGUUCUGUCUCAGCUGUCUCAGCCAUAAUGGGUGUCACUUUAACAGCAGCUAUUGGAGGUGCUGACAUGCCUGUAGUUAUUACUGUCCUGAACAGUUAUUCUGGAUGGGCUUUGUGUGCUGAGGGCUUCCUACUGAACAACAACUUGCUGACCAUUGUUGGUGCACUCAUUGGCUCCUCUGGUGCUAUCCUCUCUUACAUCAUGUGUGUGGCUAUGAACCGUUCCCUUGCAAAUGUGAUUCUAGGGGGCUAUGGCACCACAUCAACAGCUGAUGGGGAGCCCAUGGAAAUUACUGGAACCCACACGGAAAUCAAUGUGGACAAUGCAAUUGAAGUGAUAAAGGAAGCCAAUAACAUUAUUAUUACUCCUGGUUAUGGUUUGUGUGCAGCAAAAGCUCAGUACCCCAUAGCUGAUCUAGUGAAGAUGUUGAGAGAACAAGGGAAAAAUGUCAGGUAAGUACUUUACUUGAUG
Aquila chrysaetos chrysaetos is the source of this 3015-nucleotide messenger RNA. RefSeq names its product NAD(P) transhydrogenase, mitochondrial-like. The record is from RefSeq and is a predicted model, not a curated record. Gene Ontology annotation, cellular component: mitochondrial inner membrane. Gene Ontology annotation, molecular function: NAD binding; NADP binding. Lineage: Eukaryota; Metazoa; Chordata; Aves; Accipitriformes; Accipitridae. Gene Ontology annotation, biological process: NADPH regeneration; proton transmembrane transport.